UUGCGGUUUGCUGCUAUUGUUGAUCGCAGUUUCUUUCGUGAAAAAUAUGUGAUAAUGUACCAAAAAUUUAAAUAAAUUAAUGAAAGGAAAUUAAAACUUUUCACAGCCACAGAUAAUGUGAGGUCAUUAUGAAUCCGAAUGCUGUAUAUCAUUUAUUUUUGUUAUUUUACUCUAUUUUCGUAGCACAGGCUAGUAUCAAAUCACACGAUGUUCGAAACUACAUGGGGACUCGCACACCGUACCGAUUUCGCUCGAAUAAGGAUGAUUCGAAGAUUAAAUUCCCAGAAUGUAAAGACACAAAAAUUUGGAUGAUUAUUCGCCAUGGGACGAGGUUACCCAGUGCCAAAGAUAUUAGUGGCAUGAACGGUACUCUAAAGGAUUUAAAAUAUGAUAUUUUGUUGGCACAUCAGCAAGGAAAAGGUGAACUGACAGCAGAACAACUGAAGAGACUAGAUGAGUGGUCAACCAACUUGGAUGUAGAAAACCAGAAGAUUCUUACCAGGGAAGGACAGGAAGAGAUGGUUCUGUUGGCCGAGAGAAUGAAGAAACGCUUCCCCAAUGUCAUCAAACAUAAAUACAAUAAUGAGACAUUCCUGUUUCGAUAUACAGCUACAGAGAGAGCUCAACAGAGUGCUAGGUUCUUUACAAUAGGCUUGUUUGAUAGAAAAAAUGCACAAGAAGUACUAUUCCACCCGGCUACCAAAGUGGACCCAGUUUUGAGAUUUUACAAGCACUGUGACAAGUGGCAAAAGCAAGUUAAGAAAAACUCGAGUACGUACGAGGAGCAAAACGCUUUUGGCAAUAGUCUCGAAAUGAAUAAUACAUUGGAGUCUAUAUCAAAGAGGUUGGGUCUCAAUACUGUGCUCAGUUUAGAUACAGUGAACCUUAUGUACAAGAUAUGUGGAUUCGAGUCUUCGUGGGGUAAGCACCGCAUAUCGCCCUGGUGCUAUGGCUUCGACAAGGACAGUGCGGAGAAGUUGGAGUACUACCAUGACCUGAAGCACUACUGGAUGGACGGCUAUGGGCACGACCUGACGUAUCGUCAAGCUUGUUUGGCCAUCAAGCACAUGUUCGAGAAUUUCAGUGGCAACACAGGCCCGAACGCAACAUUCAUGUUCGCUCAUUCUGGAACCCUGCUAAAGUUGCUGGCACACCUUCAGUUGUACAAGCCGGAGAGCCCUCUGCGAGGCGACGCGGUACAGGGGGACCGACAGUGGAAGACCUCCCAUAUCGACUGCUUCGCGUCUAACCUCGCUUUUGUAUUGUUUAAAUGCAAAGACGGCGAUAAAGUGCUGGCUCUCCAUCAAGAGAAAACCAUCAAGCUACCGAUGUGUGACAGUGAACUGUGUCCACUAGACCGUCUCUUGAAAUACUUCCACAAUUCCAUAUACGACUGUGAUUAUAAUGAUAUGUGUAGUCUUAAUAACAAUGACACACGCUAAUAGGACCAGAAAAUAUAGAAAAAUAUACUGAUAAAUCACAGAGUAAUGAAAAAGUUGCCGUAUGAUAGCUCCGUUGUGACCAGUGCUGUGCCGUGCACGGGAAUGUUCCCUGUUGUCCUUUUAACGUUUUUUUUUGUUUUGGUUUUCCCCGAAGAGCAAGGCAAAGGAAACUAUGCCCAUACAGCCAUGUCUCAUGUAUUUUUUUCAUAAUGAUGAUUAAUGAAAUGAUGAAAGGUGAUGACGAUGAAUGAUGAAACCUAAGCCCCCACCCUUGGAGCCGACUCCUACUCCGAACCCCAAACGAAUUAACUCAAAAGUCCGCAUAAACUUUCGAGAUAUAAAGCGGCUUGUUGGCACGAAGCGAAAAUGGAUAGAUACACUUUGUUUAUUGAAUAUUCCGAUACAACAACACUAUCGCGAAUGUUUUUCGACUAACUAAAUGGUAUCAUUAACCACAAAACACCACUUCGUAUUAAUUAUUUAGAUUCUUCAAUGAAGAAAGCAACUGUCCCGUUCCCGUUUCCGCCAAAAAUUCCUCCUUUUAAUGUCUUAUCUAGCCUAAAGUGUUCCACUGCUGGGCAAAGACCACCCUCCAUUUCUUCCAGGACUCACUCCAGUGCUUCCUCCGGCCAGCUUUCCAGAAAAGCAUCCAAGUCCGCCUGGGUCUCUAUUCGGAGACCAUUCUGUGGUGAUCUCUGACUCCUUUUAAUAUAGGGUAACGUCUGUGGAUACCUUUUUACUAAAUUCGAUUCGCCAUAGUAAUCUACGUUACGAACGGGAAACACUGUAAAAUAUCUCCCGCGGCCCUUCAAACCAGUGUUAAAAAAACUAAGUACCUAAAAAAAUCACAACGAAAACUAUAAACCUACGUAAUAAUAAGUUGUACAUAGAAUGUAAAGGAUUUUCGAAUUGGUAAAAAGUACAUUAUGUAGGUACCUACUUUGCUUUAAAAUCGUCCGUUGUAGUAAUAUACGCACACAUUUAUAGACGUAUUAUGAAUGUUGUUAAAAAAGAAUACGUAAUUACAAAUGCUACGUUAAUAUCAAUUAUUUUAAUAUUUGUAUCUAAAUUGAACUGAAUAAACUUACUGCUAAAAGCUACAA
Messenger RNA from Pectinophora gossypiella (pink bollworm), 2545 nucleotides. It is a transcript of the gene Mipp2, whose product is annotated as multiple inositol polyphosphate phosphatase 1. Bases 129 to 1442 code for a protein of 437 amino acids. The record is from RefSeq and is a predicted model, not a curated record. The transcript has 9 exons. Lineage: Eukaryota; Metazoa; Arthropoda; Insecta; Lepidoptera; Gelechiidae. Gene Ontology annotation, molecular function: inositol phosphate phosphatase activity; acid phosphatase activity.